AUGUCGUCCGACGAAAAGCACGAGGCUCUCCAGCCCCUCCACCCCUCCAUGGCCGGCAAGCUGGACCCCGCCUUCGAGAAGCUCUACAACGACAACGUCGCUACCAAGCCGCUCAAGCCAAUCGACCUGGGGGCGCUGCGAGGCAAUUACUCGCUGCUCUACAGCUACGGAACGGCUGCGGCGCCGGAGGUUGGACGCAUCUACGACGACGUGAUCCCGCUUGCCGACGGGUCGCAGCUGGAGGUGCGCGUCUACGAGCCCGAGAGCCCAGGUCCGUGGCCAGUGCAUGUCGACUUCCACGGAGGCGGCUGGGGCUUGGGUGAUCUGGAUACGGAGAGUCACAUUUGCAAGCACUACUGCAAAAAGGGCGGCGUGGCCGUCAUCGACGUGGCCUACCGCCUUGUGCCUGAGUUUGCCUAUCCUACAGGCGUCACGGACAGCUUCGCCGCUCUUGAGUAUGUCCACAAGCAGGGCGCGGCCAAGUUCAACAUCCGCCCAGACAGCAUCUCGGUCGGCGGCGUGUCAGCAGGCGGUUUCAUUGCGCUGGCUGUGGCACAUCUGGCCCGCGAUGCUGGCAUUCCGCUGCGGUUGGUAGCUGCGGGCACGCCCGUUGUUGAUGACAUCUCGCAGUAUGCCACGGCCGCCGACUCCCCCUGGCCAUCGAUGCAAGAGAACGAGUUCGCACCGACACUCAACUGGGCACGCCUUGCUUGGUUCGACAAGCUGAAGUUGUCGACGCUGCCCACCGAGCCCGAGGCACACAAAGCCGCCAAGGAGCGAAUCGGCUGGCAAAACAACCUGUUCAAGGCACCAAACUUCAAGGGCCUGGCUCGCACGCUCAUCUACACUGCCUCGGCCGAUCCGCUGAGGGACGAGGGCGAGAAAUAUGCACAACUGUUGGUCGAGAAUGGGGUCGAGGUAACGCAGCGGCGCUUCCCCGGAGUUCCGCACCCAUUCAUGCACAUGGACGAGGCGUUGUGGCAAGGGAGAGAGUUCAUUGACAACACGGCUAGGGAGAUUCGGAUGGCGCACUCUGACUCGCGCCUGUGCCUCGACUGCGCGUGGCCUCCCGAGCGUCCCAAGGACAAGCCCGUGGGUGCAACCGUCGCUGUGGGUGCUGCGGCAUCCAUGGCGGCCGAGGCUGCCGCUCCUAGAGAUAUGCCCACAAAGGAGGAAUCCAUCGCCGUCGAUGGCAUCGCCGACGGAACCACCGAGCUCAUCAUCCGAGGCGGUAACAGCCCAGCCUUGAGUUCUUCCAGCAGCAGCAGCUCCAGCAGCGCCAGCGCCAGCCACUAUUCGCUGGAUCAUCACUUUGGAAGUCUGCCGCUGGCAUCAUCGUCCACCAAUGAUUUAAUCGAACUACCCACCGACAGAUCUGCCUGGGAUCAGCAUGGCUCGUCCCCAGUGGGCUGGCACGAGUCCAUAACGCCAAUAAGCUACGACAGCCCUCGAUCAGAUUCACACGACUCACUCACUGUAUCACCCAUGACAUCCAUGUCGUCUCUAUCUAUCUAUAACCCGCAGUUGCUGCCGCAGCUGACGUCCUCCCACGACAGGGCUUUGCUCAACCACUACAUCACCAUUGUGUCGUCUCUGCUGUCCCGUCGCAUGUCUACCUCUAACCCCUACAACGGCUACCUGCUCCCCAUCGCUCGGUCCAAUGGCCUCGUCAUGCACUGCAUCCUGGCCCUUUCUGCGAACCACUGGCGCAAAUUGCAACCUCAACUGGCUGACAGGGGUAUAUACCACCAGAGCAAAGCGACGCAGUCUCUGGCCAGGCUCCUACCACAUGUGGAUAGAUCUAAUGCCGACAUUGCCCUUGUUAGCAGCCUGCUGCUAUGCAUGACGGAGCUGUUUGAUGGCACCAGCGAAGGGUGGCGGCUCCAUCUAAAGGGCGCCAAGAGGCUGCUGACAGCAUUAAUGAACCAGCAGCAGGGUGAUCGUAUGAAUGGCCACAACAAGUUUCUUGUGCGGCUUGCACGGUUCCUCGAUUCCGCUGCUACGACGUCAACCUGCAAGCCCCCGCUUAUGGGUGAAGAUGAAAGGGAGGCGGCCACGCUGGAUCGGCUGACGGCCUCCCCUGAUGAUGAAGACUCGGCCAUUUACGGCAUCCCUAAAGAGCUGUUCCAUCUGGUCGACGUGGUCAACUCGCUUGCA
Messenger RNA from Trichoderma virens Gv29-8, 2157 nucleotides. RefSeq lists its product as uncharacterized. Gene Ontology annotation, molecular function: transcription cis-regulatory region binding; DNA-binding transcription factor activity; hydrolase activity. The transcript has 2 exons. NCBI's taxonomy places the organism in Eukaryota, Fungi, Ascomycota, Sordariomycetes, Hypocreales, Hypocreaceae. The record is from RefSeq and is a predicted model, not a curated record. Gene Ontology annotation, cellular component: nucleus. The annotation marks the transcript as partial. Gene Ontology annotation, biological process: positive regulation of transcription by RNA polymerase II.